AACGCACGUCUGGAAUUAGGAAAAGCUUUGGUGCAUCCAUUUUCAAACUCUGGACAUCAAUAUACUGAAAAUAGAACUAAACAUCAAGAGCCGAACUGCAAAAAAAACGCUUUAUUUGACUGAAUCCAUACUGGGGACAGAAUAGGAGAAAAAUUCCAGCAAGAGAAGCAUCCCAGAAUAAGACAUCAGCAAAAUCCCGUACCCAAAGCAAGAUUGCUGAAGUCUGCCGAGCGAACGUUUGUGAAGGCUGGGCAUGGAGGUUCUCUUUCUCUUAGUCGCUUUGCUGCAUGAGCCAGUUUCAAGCACCUUGUAUGGAUCCAGGGUUUUGACAGGUGAGGUUGGAGGAUCGGUCACUCAUCAGUGCUUCUACUCCAUCACAUCGGCCAACAGACACGACCGAAAAUAUUGGUGCAAAAUAGUAGAAAAGAGAGCUUGCUACACUAUUGUUUCCACCACCGGCUACGUCUCCAAGAACUACACCGGGCGAGUGUCUCUCAAGGACAUCCCUGAGAACGGCACCUUCACGGUGACAAUGACAGGACUGAAGAAGGACGACACAGGGACCUACCGAUGUGGCAUCGGCCCCACCAACAGGGACCUGUAUGUCACCCUGAACCUGACAGUUUUGGCAGGUAGGAUGCUGGCAGGGGAGAGGGGAGGCUCCGCUCAGACGGCAGCCCGGCUUGCAGGACCAGUUUGGGGCCGUACGCCAGAGCAUCAGUACCAGCUUUUUCUCUCACAGAAUCAUUAAGUUUGGAAAAGUCCCCUAAGCUCAUCCAGUCCAACCGUCAGCCCAACCUCAUGGUGUCGGUUAAACCACGUCCCAAAUUUUCAAGGUCACACAGUGUUGGAACCCCUUCAAGGAUGGAAACUCCACCACUACCCCAGGCAGCCUGUUCAAAUUACCCUGUGAUAAUUAACCCAAUAUUUAUAGUGAUGAGGCAUAAAAGUACACAGAUUCGACCAAAUCAGCUGUUCCUAAAUGUAAAAC
Messenger RNA from Cuculus canorus (common cuckoo), 991 nucleotides. Its product is annotated as high affinity immunoglobulin alpha and immunoglobulin mu Fc receptor-like. NCBI's taxonomy places the organism in Eukaryota, Metazoa, Chordata, Aves, Cuculiformes, Cuculidae. The transcript has 3 exons. The record is from RefSeq and is a predicted model, not a curated record. Gene Ontology annotation, cellular component: plasma membrane. Gene Ontology annotation, molecular function: transmembrane signaling receptor activity. Bases 254 to 751 code for a protein of 165 amino acids.